Messenger RNA from Moneuplotes crassus, 440 nucleotides. The record is from the annotation of a GenBank genome assembly. NCBI's taxonomy places the organism in Eukaryota, Ciliophora, Spirotrichea, Euplotida, Euplotidae.
AUGAUUCUAAUUUUCUUCAAUUUUGUUCGCUUAAUUUACCACCUCUGGGUCUCCGAAAUCAGGAUCUCCUUCAAAAGCCUCUUCAACGCCAUUGCCUUUCUUUUCCUUAAGCUUCCUUACUUUCUUAUCCUGUGUAUACUCAUCGUUGACAUCUUGGAGGCAAGGAGUGGUGGAAAACUCGACCUUAUCCUCUGGAAAUCCUUGGUCUAGCUCUGGGUCAGGUUUAAACUCAGAAUUCUUGACUGCUUCUGAUACGUGUUGUGUCUUCUCAUCCUCGAAAGUUGUAGGACCUGCACCCACGGUUGUUUGGGGUGGAGCUCCAGCUCCUUUCUUCUUAUUCUUCUUUCUCUUAGUUCUUGGGUCUCUCUUAUCGACUUUCUUGCUAGGAACAUUAGUUCCAUGGCUGUCUUCUUCUCCAGCACAGGUGUUUCCCAUAUUUA